CAUGGCAGGUCAGAUACUCUUUUCUUCUUCUUAAGAAUCUCCGCAACUUUGCUGCUCCUUUCCCUGUCUCUAAAAGCCAUAUACCACCUUUUCCUCUCUCUCUCUCUUCCUUUCUAGGGUUUUUCAUCCUCUCUCUAUAUUAUAUAUAUAACCAUACAAAGAAAAGACAGAGUGUUGUAGUGGUGGUGGAGGAUCCGUUUCGUUGAAAAUGUCUUCUGUUGUCAUGAGAUGUGCUGCUGCUUCCCAUCUUCAUCACGCCUCCUCCCCUUCCCAUCGUCCUCAGGUAUCAUCAUGUGCUGGCCUUCAUCACAACGUCGAAUUCCAAUCUGCUGCUGCCUCACUCCUCCAUUCUUCCUCCUUACAGUUGAGACCAAUUAUCCCUUCUAACAGCAUUCUACCCAUUAGAGCAACUGCAACCGAAUUGCCUCCUACUGUUCCAAAAUCACGGGCUGAUGCUGGCAAGACCAGGAUCGGAAUUAACGGUUUUGGACGUAUCGGGAGAUUAGUGUUACGAGUUGCAACGUCUAGGGAUGAUAUUGAUGUCGUGGCAGUUAAUGACCCAUUUAUUGAUGCUAAGUACAUGGCUUACAUGUUCAAGUAUGAUUCCACUCACGGGGUCUUCAAGGGAACCUUAAAGGUAGUGGAUGAGUCUACUUUGGAAAUCAACGGGAAGCAGAUUAAAAUUAGUAGCAAAAGGAACCCAUCAGAGAUUCCAUGGGGUGACUUUGGUGCAGAUUUUGUUGUUGAAUCUUCUGGUGUCUUCACUACUGUAGACAAGGCCUCAGCACACAUGAAGGGUGGUGCCAAGAAAGUUGUAAUCUCAGCUCCAUCAGCUGAUGCACCUAUGUUUGUGGUAGGAGUGAAUGAAAACACAUACAAAGACACCAUGGAUGUGGUUUCUAAUGCUAGCUGUACAACUAAUUGCCUUGCUCCACUCGCCAAGGUGGUUCAUGAACAGUUUGGUAUUGUUGAGGGUUUAAUGACAACUGUGCAUGCAACGACAGCUACACAAAAGACUGUUGAUGGUCCUUCCAUGAAGGACUGGCGAGGAGGCCGUGGUGCUGGGCAGAACAUCAUCCCUAGUUCAACUGGUGCUGCAAAGGCGGUGGGAAAAGUUCUUCCAGAACUUAAUGGAAAGCUCACUGGAAUGGCUUUCCGUGUUCCAACACCUAAUGUCUCUGUCGUGGACUUAACUUGUCGGCUAGAGAAGAGUGCUUCAUAUGAUGAUGUGAAAGCAGCUAUAAGGCAUGCAUCAGAGGGUUCACUGAAAGGCAUUUUGGGUUAUGCUGAUGAGGAUGUCGUCUCAAAUGAUUUUGUUGGUGACUCCAGGUCGAGCAUAUUUGAUGCCAAAGCUGGGAUGGGCCUGAGUGAAUCCUUCAUGAAGCUUGUCUCCUGGUAUGACAAUGAGUGGGGUUACAGUAACAGAGUGUUGGACCUCAUAGAGCACAUGGCAUUGGUUGCAGCGACCAAAUGAAAUGCAGGAAAAAGAGCCAGCUGAUGUUGCAAAAUUUAGUGCAAGCAGCAGUAGUUGUAUUUGACAUAGUUAUGGAGCGUGCUAAUGCUCUGUUUUGGUUAUAGAUUGGCUUUUGCUAAGGUCAUCCAGACUGCAAAUUGAGUUGAAAAUAAUGAAGAGGAGACAUGUCUGAUUUAAUAGAUAUAUCCGUUUGAUCAAAAGGCACAGAGUUGAUUGGUAGUUAAAUACAUGCAUCUGACUUUUCCUUCA
This is a messenger RNA of Nicotiana attenuata, 1723 nucleotides long. RefSeq names its product glyceraldehyde-3-phosphate dehydrogenase GAPCP2, chloroplastic-like. The transcript is spliced from 13 exons. NCBI's taxonomy places the organism in Eukaryota, Viridiplantae, Streptophyta, Magnoliopsida, Solanales, Solanaceae. Gene Ontology annotation, molecular function: oxidoreductase activity, acting on the aldehyde or oxo group of donors, NAD or NADP as acceptor; NAD binding; NADP binding. The record is from RefSeq and is a predicted model, not a curated record. Gene Ontology annotation, biological process: glucose metabolic process. The coding region runs from base 209 to 1474 and encodes 421 amino acids.